Messenger RNA from Chelonoidis abingdonii (Abingdon island giant tortoise), 1409 nucleotides. NCBI's taxonomy places the organism in Eukaryota, Metazoa, Chordata, Testudines, Testudinidae. The record is from RefSeq and is a predicted model, not a curated record.
CUCCCACAAAGUGCCUGUUUCACCCUACCAGGGCUGGAGAGUGACGUCUAUGUUUUUGUUUCAGCUCAUCCAAUCCUCCCAUGACACAGAGAAGAGAAAUGGCUGCAGUGGAUCCAGCUCAGGGGCCGGUGACCUUCGAGGAGGUGUCUGUGUAUUUCACCAAGGAAGAGUGGGCUCUGCUGGACCCCACUCAGAGAGCCCUCUACAGAGACGUCAUGCAGGAGAACUAUGAGAAUGUGACCUCACUGGGGUUUCCAGUUUCCAAACCUGAUGUGAUCUCCCAGCUGGAACAAGGAGAAGAGCCAUGGGUCCCAGACCUCCAGGGUUCAGAGAAAAGAGAGAUCCUGAGAGCUCACUGCAUAGGUGAGGAAACAUUAAACCAACUCAGAAUCUCAGGUGAUGCAAUGGUAUGUGAGCAAGAGGACCAGAAUUCUCAGCAGGAAAAUGUUGAACAAGUGGAUAAACACAGAGAAUUAUCGCAAAGAUCGGAAAGGAAUGUGUCCAGGAGUUAUGAGCAGGAAAAAUCCUGUGAGAUUGAGCACAGACCAGAAAGAGAGCCAGGACACCAGCUAGGGGAGAAAGGGGACAAAUGUAUUUCCUGUCGAGGAACUCAGAAGGAUUUCAAAGAAAACACAACAGAGCAGGAAAUCCUCAGGGGAAAAAGAAAAAAUCCAUGCACUGAAUGUGGAAAAAACUUAUGUGACUACUCAGCCCUUAUAAAGCAUCAGAGAAUCCACACGAAGGAGAGGCCCUAUGAAUGCAGUGAGUGUGGGAAAACCUUCAGUCGCAGCUCGCACCUUAUUAAUCAUCAUAGAAUCCACACAGGGGAGAGGGCCUAUGAAUGCUGUGAGUGUGGGAAAAGCUUCACUUGCAGAUCAGGUCUUUUUGAGCAUCACAGAAUCCACACUGGAGAGAGGGCCUAUGAAUGCAGUGAAUGUGGGAAAAAUUUCACUCACAGAUCAGCCCUUUCUAAACAUCAGAGAAUCCAUAGAGGGGAGAGGCCCUAUGAAUGCACUGACUGUGGGAAAAGAUUCAAUUAUAGCUCGCACCUUAUUGGGCAUCAGAGAAUCCACACAGGGGAGAGGCCCUAUGAAUGCAGUGACUGUGGGAAAAACUUCAUUCACAGAUCUCACCUUAUUCUGCAUCAGAGAAUCCACACAGGGGAGAGGCCCCAUCAAUGCAGUGAUUGUGGGAAAAGUUUCACUAGCAGCUCAGACCUUUCUAAACAUCAGAGAAUCCACACAGGGGAGAGGCCCUAUCAAUGCAGUGAGUGUGGGAAGACCUUCACUAACAGCUCAGCCCUUUCUAACCAUCAGAGAAUCCACACAGGGCAGAGGCCCUAUGAAUGCAGUGAGUGUGGGAAAACCUUCACUAACAGCUCAGCCCUUUCUAACCAUCAGAGAAUCCAC